This is a messenger RNA of Corticium candelabrum, 1292 nucleotides long. Its product is annotated as leucine-rich repeat-containing protein 58-like. The transcript is spliced from 2 exons. Lineage: Eukaryota; Metazoa; Porifera; Homoscleromorpha; Homosclerophorida; Plakinidae. Gene Ontology annotation, molecular function: protein binding. Bases 124 to 1113 code for a protein of 329 amino acids. The record is from RefSeq and is a predicted model, not a curated record. Gene Ontology annotation, biological process: signal transduction.
UUCUCAUGUCACCUAGUACCUCCUCUGACGUCGAGAAAGUCAUCGUGCGUGUGCAUGACUGUCACCCACCAGAUCAAAUGUGGUUUGCCGAGAAAGCGACACCAUUUUUCGACACGAUCGUGAAUGGAUAACGACCUAGAAAGCGAUCUCGAGCUUCUAGAAGCUCCAAACAGCCGACAACCUCAUCACCUCGAUCUCUCCUCAUCACAGUUACUCACAUUGCCUUCUCACGUCACCAUGUGGUGGCACCUACGCCAGCUGGACUUAUCUAACAAUGAAAUCCGAUGUAUUGGAGACGAAUUGGCGAGUCUGACGCGUUUGGAGUGUCUCGAUGCGAGGAACAACAGACUCGAGGAUCUGCCGUCGGAGUUUGUGAGACUACGCAGCCUACGCGUUUUGAAUGUGAGCGGCAACGAGUUCAAGCACUUUCCAGAGGUUUUGUGUGCGAUGGCGUGGAUCAGAGAUCUACAGAUUGGAGGUAAUCAGUUGGAGAUGCUGCCAGAGAGUAUCAGAGGGAUGAAGGGAUUGGUACAUUUGUAUUUGGGUGGCAAUCAAUUACAACAUCUUCCUCGAUCUCUCGGUGAGUUAGAAGACCUGCAAACUCUUCAUCUGAACGACAAUACGUUGGAUCAACUGCCCAAUGAACUGGAGAACCUUUCGAACCUUCGAACAAUCAGUCUUCAUGGCAACCGUCUAGCAUUCCUUCCAUCCCACGUCAUGCGUCUCCAGAGCCUUCAGAAUAUCAGUCUCAGAAAUAAUCCUCUCGUGUUACGCUUUGCCCGAGAGCACAUCAACGAUGUAGCAAGUUUACUCGAAUUGUCUGGUCGUUGCAUCAAGAAAAAGAGUGUACGAUAUGAUGAGAGUCAGCUACCACGGCAGCUAAUCAGAUUCCUGCAAAGUGCAAAGUGCUGUGACAAUCCCGACUGUUCUGGUGUCUACUUCACUUGGCAUAUUCGACAGAUCAAGUUCGUCGACUUCUGUGGGAAAUACCGUGUGCCUCUCAUGCACUACUUGUGUAGCUCAUGUUACGGUGACUCGUCGCUUAGCGACUCGGAUGACAGUAGUGAUGAUAAUGUAUCAGUAAAGCAAGUGAAUAAAGUACUCUUGUCAUAGUCACAGUGAUGUACAGUUAAUUAACAUAAUAUGGCAAUUAGAGUUGGACACAGCUAAUUGGUAUUCUGCAGGCGCCUGUAUAGUAGCUUGCACUUUGCAUAUUUUUAUGUAAAUCUGGAAACCAGUUUGAACAAAAUCUGACAGUAAACUUUAAAGAGUAUUGUUUCAUUUUUGCAUGG